Trypanosoma theileri is the source of this 1503-nucleotide messenger RNA. RefSeq names its product putative clathrin coat assembly protein. Gene Ontology annotation, molecular function: clathrin heavy chain binding; phosphatidylinositol-4,5-bisphosphate binding; SNARE binding. The record is from RefSeq and is a predicted model, not a curated record. Gene Ontology annotation, biological process: vesicle budding from membrane; clathrin coat assembly; clathrin-dependent endocytosis. Gene Ontology annotation, cellular component: clathrin-coated pit; clathrin-coated vesicle. The transcript has a single exon. Bases 1 to 1503 code for a protein of 500 amino acids. Lineage: Eukaryota; Euglenozoa; Kinetoplastea; Trypanosomatida; Trypanosomatidae.
AUGAAUGAAAGAGAUACCAAUGAGCUAAAAAGGGGUGGAGGCUACCUCAAAGAAAAAGCAAUUAUUGGAUUAAGCAUUGUUACAGGUGACGAGUUGGAUCGGGCUAUAAUGAAAACAACAAGUCAUAUGCUGAAAGCUCCCAAAGAGAAGCAUAUGCAAAGACUAUUGGCAGCAACAUAUGGACACUAUAAAAGUAAUUCUCGUGACGGGAAGAGUAUUUGCGACUAUAUAGUAUCAGAGCUGGAAAAACGACUGCACACGCAUAAUUGGAUUGUAGUGCUUAAGGCGCUGGUAACGCUGCAUCGUCUAAUGACGGAUGGUUCUAAUGAGUUGAUCGAUUCUAUACAACGAAACCGUAGUUUAUUUUGCGCACGAAAUACAAAAGAUCUAUCUGAAAACGUUGAAGGAUCUAUUCAAAGUGCAUUUAUCCGUCAAUAUUUUCGUUACCUUGAAGAGCGUGCAUCUUCGCAGCAAUCAAUUGGUAAUACAAAUCGUAUAGAAAGUGUGGAAUUCAGCUCGUAUCUUCGCUCUCUAGAUGUUGAUUCUCUUGCACCCAUUUUUCAGGUAUUAUUAACACAGCUUGCUUCUCUUCUUGAAAUUGAUUAUAGGGAAACUAUAGUGGAUAAUUUUUGUACAUUGGAAGCAUACCAGAAGCUCGUGGAUGAUGGUAAAAUAUUGUACCAGCUCUUAUCAGACAGAAUAAUAUUCAUACUUGAUGGAUUCAGUGACUUUCCACUUGAGAAAAAGAAAUAUUGGCUGCAACUUUACAAAGAAUACAAUAUAAUUGCUGAGAGACUACGAUUCUUUUAUAAUUCAAUACUUGAUUCUUCCAAGGUAUUUGCUCAACCACCGCCACGAUUAAAACCUCUUCCUGCUUCUUUGCUAGAACAACUGGAAGAUGAUGUUCGAAUGAGUAAUAUUGCUUGUGAAGAUGUAACUGAAACUUUGGAAAGUUUGGGAAUAACAAGAGGUGAAGAAAAAGAAGAAGUUCCAUCAAAAGAAGUGGCUAAACGUCCUCCUUCUCCAUUGUCUCCUAAAACUACUGAAGUUGCUUCUGGUGUGGAACAAACUUCAUUACCCCUUACAGCUGUUGAAAAUAAAUGUCCUACAUUCUCAAUGGAUGAUCUUUUUGUAGGUCCUUCUGUGCCAAUUCCGAGCGAGACAGUUCCUUGUGCACCAACAAAUGCUUUGUUUAAUGACCCACAACAAUUAUUCAUGAAUACAAAUCAAGGUAUUAACCAAAUGAUGCCAGCUCCUGUGAAUAACCAAGCUCCAGUAUACGGGACACUUGAUGAUGGGUGGUCAACGGGGGCUCCAGUCUCAUAUGAAGGUAUUCCAUCGGUGCAACCCCAACUGCCACCUCAAGUAACUAUGACAACCAAUUUUGAGUGGGGAGGAAACAAUUCUUCAGUAAAUCAAGAAACCCCUGAAAAAAAGAAAGAUGAUGCUUUUAAAGACCUUUAUGUUGAAGGACAAAAAGGUUGGUAUUCAAAGGAUAAGUAA